UAUUGUGAAGGUUGAUUAAAAGGGGCCUGCGGAGACAUGUUCAGCCAAACGGUUUCAAUCCCCCUGCUAUGCCGGCAGCCUUCGAUCCUCUCUCAGCUUCCUAGUAUCAAAACUGUGCCGUCAUCGCAGUUUUCUCCUGCCAAGUUGGCAAGUGCUCCGAAAUGGCGACCUCUUGGAGACAGAGACGGACAAGCGCCCUCGUGUUGGCUAUCUCUGUUGUCUUAGCAGGACUGUUCUUCGACUCUGCGGAAGCCAAAUGCUACUGCAUGAAAGACUGCGCAAAAAGACCCAACGCUAUCACCACCGCGUGCACCUCCGGUAUCUGUGAGUACACUUGUGAGACUGGGUGGUCCAACUGCGACAACAACUGGACCAACGGCUGCGAGAAGAACACUUACAGCGACGUCAAUGCUUGCGGGCAGUGCGGCCGACAGUGCAUUCCAUACCACGUCGAGACCGUCAUAACCACGUGCGUCAAAGGCACAUGCACUUACACCUGCAAGGCCGGGUUAUCCGACUGCAACAACUGGCUAAAUGACGGCUGCGAGUCCAGGCUGCCAUACAACGACGACUUGCGCUUCUGCGGCUCCUGCACAACGCCAUGUCUCAUGGAUCUGCCGAAUGCGGUGUCCAAGUGCACUAGGGGUGUGUGUGGCUACACCUGCAACCCCGGGUGGGUGAAUUGCGACAACAACUGGGCCAACGGCUGCGAGAAGCGCACCAGUUGCUCCUAGUUUCGCGUUUCGCGAAAUCGCGAACGCUGGCGACAUCUCCAUACCACAUCCUGGUAAAGACAGUGCCUAUCAAGCAAAUUUUUCUACGAGGAAGACGUCGAGUGACUGUGUCGUCGAGCUUCGAAGUGCUCACCUGUGCAACGAUCGAUCGAGGCUGGGAAUGUGCGAAACCUGCACUCCAUGAUCGGAAGAAUAAUAUUAUUAAUAAUAAUAAUACUGUCCUGAAUCGAUUGUCAAGAAUUCGCCGCAACUCCGCAAUUGGGAUCCAGGCUUUGUGAGGGCAUCUAUCAUCCAUUCAGACGAAGCUUUUUGAACUUCAGGGUGGUCUCCCCUUCAUCUACCCCCAGAAAACCUGUGCAAAGCUCGCAGUUUUGUUGCCAUGUCCUACAGUAGUAGAAUAAAUCAAUAAAUCAAUAGCUUUCGCUUCUUAGAUGUGUAUCAUUUCAUGGGUCCUAUCAAAUUUCGUUGGCUUCUUGUAAUAAUAAAACAAAAUAAAAACAAUAAACGUUGUCAUGAUGCAGGUA
Messenger RNA from Physcomitrium patens, 1258 nucleotides. RefSeq lists its product as uncharacterized. The record is from RefSeq and is a predicted model, not a curated record. Lineage: Eukaryota; Viridiplantae; Streptophyta; Bryopsida; Funariales; Funariaceae.